AUCUGGGAACCAGUGUGCAGAGGUCACAUCCCCACCCGGACUCAUAUUUUUGCAUCUCAGGAAGUAGGGGAGGCUGUCUCCCUGCACUGGCCGGAAGUGCCUUUCUAAAGUUCUCUGGCUGUUCCACCUCCCCAUGCGAAGCUUGCAGCAACAUGCUUCUGAUUCCGCCCCUUCACUUACCUGUAAAAACACAUUGAUCACAACUGCCUGGCAUCUUCCUGAACAAGACAUUUAACAGGGCCAGUAUGCUUCACGUCAUCCAGAAGCUUUCUCAAGCAUCUCCAAAGAUACUAAAGUACCCUUUCAUAAUGGGAAUAGGAACCAGCAGAACAGAUAAACUUGCUCUCAAGUCAUCUCUCCAGCAGAACUUUUCCUCUUUGAUUCAGAGGCCUUGGUUUGUCUCAUCAUUUCCAGUGUGUGUUAGCAAGACACAAGGCUAUCAUACAUCCCCUUGGAGCUUUAAGAAGAAGGAGAAGCAAGCAGUACUUCCACCCAGGCCACCAAACACCAUCUCUUACCUGACUGACAGCCCCAAACCAGCAUUAUACAUAACUCUAGCAGGACUGGUCCCCUUUGUUGCUCCACCACUGGUCAUGGUGAUGACAAAGACUUAUAUCCCCAUGUUAGCUUUUACACAGAUGGCUUAUGGUGCCAGUUUCCUAUCUUUCUUGGGAGGGAUCAGGUGGGGUUUUGCUCUGCCAGAAGAUAGUCCAGCCAAACCAGACUUCCUUAAUUUAGCUAAUAGUAUGGCCCCCGUUAUGUUUUCAUGGUUUGCCCUCCUUACUUUUGAAAGACUCAGUGCAGCCAUAGUCACUGUAAUAGUAGGUUUGGGGAUAGCAUUACACAUUGAACUCUUUCUCUUGCCACAUUAUCCCAACUGGUUCAAAGCCCUGAGGUUACUGGUUACUUUUGUAGCCUUUUUUUCAUUUGCAAUCACUUUAUUAGUUGAAAAUAUUUAUCCAGAGAAAGAACCCAAGAGACCUGGUCAAACAGAAUAAAUAUAAGACUACUUUGUUAAUAACAUUAGCAUGUUUGUUAUGACCUUAUAAAGUUGCAUUUUGGCAUCACUUUUUUCUUCUGUUUGGCUGUUUCUCCUCACCCCAUCAAUGGUAGUUUAUUCUUCAUAGAUUGUUUUUUAUUUCUAGAAAACAUUAUUUUAUAGUAGUUACUUGAUCAAAAACGUCAAAAUCUCUGACAAAACUUUUAAAUAUCAUAGUUUUUUUUUAGUCUUUUGAUGAAUUUUAUAGUCAACCAUUUAAACAUUUCAGUGUUUUAAUUAUCUUGGGAAAUAUAAAUUAAGAUGCAAAAAGUUUCCUUUGUUAGAGCCUUAUGAUCAUUAGAAGAAACAUACAUUGUCCUACAAGAGGGAGUCUUUGUAUUCAUGAGUGUCUAAAAAUAAAAGGUGGUUCCAGUGUGGA
Oryctolagus cuniculus (rabbit) is the source of this 1418-nucleotide messenger RNA. RefSeq names its product transmembrane protein 69 (gene TMEM69). The record is from RefSeq and is a predicted model, not a curated record. NCBI's taxonomy places the organism in Eukaryota, Metazoa, Chordata, Mammalia, Lagomorpha, Leporidae.